This is a messenger RNA of Micropterus dolomieu (smallmouth bass), 4162 nucleotides long. Its product is annotated as GEM interacting protein. The record is from RefSeq and is a predicted model, not a curated record. Gene Ontology annotation, molecular function: GTPase activator activity. NCBI's taxonomy places the organism in Eukaryota, Metazoa, Chordata, Actinopteri, Centrarchiformes, Centrarchidae. The coding region runs from base 154 to 3261 and encodes 1035 amino acids. Gene Ontology annotation, biological process: negative regulation of GTPase activity; signal transduction; activation of GTPase activity. The transcript has 21 exons. Gene Ontology annotation, cellular component: plasma membrane.
CAAUUCAGCUUCAGUGUGUGUACACACGGCAGUGCAGAUUUCCUGCCCGCUCAACUGUACUGUCCUUUACUGUGUAUUGUAGUGUGACCUCAAGGGCAGAUAAUGUGCGAGUGUUAGUAGGUAGGGUCUUGCUUCUGUGUUUAUAGUAUAGAAAUGGAAGAAGAUCAAGCGCCAAACAAGGAUUCCUCUCAAGCUACAGAUGUGAAGAAGGUUCAUCAGAAGUCUGAAACCAAGCGUUACAGUGAGAUCUUCAGAGACUUUGAUAAUCUUGAUUUAUCUUUAGUCUCUUGUGCAGGGGAGGAUCUGCUGGCAGACAGUGACUCACUGUCCAUCUCAGAAUCCAUCUCUUCAGAAAGCACAGAACCCACAGAGCAGCAUGAUGUGUCUAGACGCGCUGAGGCCAAUGAAGUGGAUGGAAACCAAUCAGCCCAGGACGCAGACCUGGCCCUCUGUCGCUGUGAGGAUGGAGUGGAGACAGCGCUGCAGUACGCCAAGAUGUGGUGCCGCUACGCGAAAGACCUCUUGGCCUGGAUGGAGAAGAGAAUCAGCUUGGAACAAGAAUUUGCUAAAAAUGUAAUGAAGACAGCCGAAGGAGCAAAAGCCAGUGUGGCUCAGCAGGAAAUGAUGCCCCUGCAGUACAUCUACACAAUGGCGCUAGAGCAAGACAUUAAGAACAGUGUGACCUCUAAAAAGACUUCAGAGCUGUUACAAAGUCGCUGUUACCAAGCCUUAGCUGCCAAGAGGAAUGAGAUUGACAAGUGGCGCAGAGAGUUUAAGGAGCAGUGGGCAAGAGAACAAAGGAGGAUGAAUGAAUCAGUGACAUCUUUUAAAAAGGCUCGUCAGCAAUACUUCCAACGCUGUGAUGAGCUAGAGAAGGCUAAAGCUGUCUCUGCUAAAGCUGUGGACGACACAGCUGGAGCCAAAACAUUGGAUAAGAGGCGAAAGUCUAAGGAUGAAGCCCAGAGUAAGGUGAUGGAGGCAGAGCUUCUGUACAGACAGUGUGUGACUGACGCCAAGAUCCACCAGGAGGAGUUAGUGAAGGUCAAGGAGAGAAUUAUUUCCCACAUUCGCAAGCUCAUCUGUCAGGGAGACACUGUGCUCAAAGAGGCCACAGUCAACAUGUUUUACUUCCAGCGGCAGCAGACAGAGCCUGUUCCCCUUGGUUAUCACAACCUGGAGUUGACAUGCAGGUCCCUGGAGCCUGGUGAGCCCUACCUGCUCUACAUCCUCAGCAAGCCUCGCCCCGAACAGCUUCUCCAAGUCUUUACCUUCCAGGAGUAUUUUCCUCAGGGCAAAGGGAAACGAAAAUCCAGCAAUCCUCUCAGUUCUGUGCAUGACUCUUUACCUAUGACAGAUGACAGCCCUUACAGACGACCCAGUGACAGCAGGAAAAUAGGGAACAGUGACAGUGAGAGUAUUGGAGGCAGUUUGGAAUCUCUGUCCAGCCCUGCUCACACUAACAGGAGGCUACCUAAAACCGCAUCCACUUUGACAGUGUCAUCAGACGACCUGGACGAACGGGAUAUGGCCUCAGAAUCAGAGUACAUUGAUGGUACGCCAGUCAAACUGCGCACAUUUUCAAGGGCUGCACUGACACACCGACUCAAGAAGAUGAAGAGCAAGAUGGUCAAAUGCAAGCACUGUGACAACUAUAUUGUUGUUAGUGGGGUCGAAUGUGAGGAGUGCGGGCUGGCUUUGCACAGGAAGUGUAUGGAGGUGUGUCAGUUAGAGUGUGAGCACAGGAAGGGGACUGUGUUUGGAGUGGACCUCUCUCUGCUGUCACGUGACGGACCAGAUGAGGUGCCCUUUGUGGUGCUGCGCUGCACGUCUGAGAUUGAGAGUCGUGCUCUUUCGAUCCAGGGGGUGUAUCGUGUGAGCGGGUCCAAGCCUCGCAUCCUGAAGCUCUGUCAGGCCUUUGAGAUGGAAAAGGAGCAAGUGGACCUCUCUGACCUCUCACCACAUGACAUCACCUCAAUCCUUAAACACUUCUUCAAAGAGCUCCCAGAGCCCUUACUUACCUUUGAACUGUACAAUGAUUUCAUCGCAAUGGGAAAGACCAUUCAGCACUUGAAUGAAAGGGAGCAGAAACCAGACACUAACGAGAUAAUGGACAUCAUUCAUAACCUGCAAAAGCUACUACAGAAACUCCCUUCAUAUAGCUACAGCACCUUGCAGCACCUGAUGUCUCACCUGCAAAAAGUUUCAGAGAACUACGAGAACAAGAUGUCCCCUAGCAAUCUGGGAAUUGUGUUUGGGCCAACACUACUGCGCCCUCUUGUGUCUACUGACAUGUCAAUGAUUGCCCUGCUGGAGACUAGUUACCAGGCCGCACUUGUUGAGUUCCUCAUCACACACCAUGACCAUGUUUUUGGCCUUCAGCAGAGACCCUGUACGCCCCCUCCCCCUGUGCCCACUGCACCUCUUCCAGACACCCCUCCCAGAGCUUCCUGUCCCCUGGAUGGGGAAGUUUACGCUGGCUCGGAACAUGAAACCUCCAAACACUCACUUGAAAGUCGAACAAUCAAGAGAGAGUCGAGCGAGGGUUAUAUAUCUGACAAGUCUUCAUCCAAUGAAGCAGUGGACCAGCUCAGCCCUGAAGCCAAUGAGAGAGCAGUCAUGGCUUUGAGAGGGGCAUCAUGUGACCCUCAGGGUGAGCUGGUGGGGGCGCCAGGCUCUGAUUUGGGGACCCAGCCACACUAUCGCUUCACUAGACAGCCUGUAAAGUAUUACCGGCAUCAUAAUCAAGGACCCCGACUCUCCAACCCAGGUCGUGCAGCCAGACGGUCUGUGGCUCCAGCCAGGGGCAUUCCAGGGAGUGCAGACAGCAGCCGCAGCUCCUCUCCAGAGCCAGGGACACACAGACUUUCCCAAAACUUAGAUGUUCACUGUGAGAACACCCGCCAUCCCUGUCAGCCCCACCAAGCCACCGUUGCCACAGAAAGUAAAGUGGUUGCCCCACUGAGCCCCCGCGACGUUGUGCAGUACAUGCUGGGACUGGACUCAACAUUUACAUCAGUUGAAACUGCGACAUCAUCCUGUGCAACGCAGGAGUCUUCCCAGGAGGUGGGAGCUGCGUGUCAAGCUAAUCUGAAAAUAAAUGUGUCCAUUAACAGUCAGAGUGCUGGACAGAGUCGGGCUCUGUGUCAGUCACCAAAGAAACUUCCUGUUGAGCACAACCUGACUUCACCUGCACAGAAGAUCCUGUCUGGUCUAAAGCUCAGGCGCAGCCACUCAGGGAAGGACGAGCAGCUCUUUGUCUGAGGAAAGAUAGAAAUCUCCAGACCAUUCACUGGAAUACAUUAAUAAAUACACACCGGAGGGUGUAACACCAAUAAUACCACCUUUAUUGUGUGUCCGGACUGCUAUUAAUGUCAAGAUCCAUGCAGUGUUCCUAAAUAAACUUUCACACACAAAUAUCUCAUCUGUAACAAAUAAUGCAACUGUCUUCAAAAAAUGACACAGAUAAAGGUUAAGUUACCUAAAAAACUGAAAUGUUUCAAACUGAAAUCUGAGUGUUUCUUCAAGGCAGUGGUUCUCAAUUUUUUUCUUUCACAUCCCCCUUCAGAUCCCAAAAAAAAGCAUUAGAGCCCUUUUGUUUGUUUAUGUGACCAAAUAAAUCACAUUCAUGCAAGUUUAGGUGCGUUCAACAUCCUCCAACCCCCCUGAAGUGGCUCUACGCCUGCCCAGUUUGAGAACCACUGCUUUAAGGAAUGAUGCUUAAUUGGAUGCAACAGCCUUAUUACUGCUGAUCCUCUUUAAGAUUUUUUUAAGAUUAACCAUCCAGCUGCCUAAUACCCAAAGCAGACAAGAAUAGUUCAAGUACAUAUCAGUAUUUUUUUUUUAGGUUUUAUCCUGAACAAACUAUAAUAAAAAUCAAAAUACAAAUGCAAGUGUUGUAUUUCUAAGGUGAUUUUGUCAUCUAUUUGUUGUGCUUUUUUAAUGUUUUAAAGACUCCAGAUGGAUUUUUUUUGUAGUAGGCAUGCCUAAACAAAGAUAUGCCUUCACUGGUGUAGUAAUGAACAUGCCAUUAUAACACUGACAUUUAUUUUUGUUUAAUGCACCGUUCCUGUGUUGACACAAGGGGGCAAUCUUUUCCCAGUGUGUGAGGAAAGCAUGCCAGACACAAUAGUAAAAGGGCAAUAAACCAACAACUUCUUUCUAA